UUCCUCUGCGUUUACACCAGUGUAACCUGCAGAUGGUCUGCGUAACGUCCCCGCUUCGCUGACAUCCACCUCCUCCUCCAGGCUGAUGUUUCAUGUCAGAGCCGUGCCAGCCCUGACACGGGCCGGGGCGGACACCUCCUUCAAGCGGCUACUCUGCAGCCGAAGACUACGCUCCACCGUCACCUCGACUCCGGCGACCCAGACGGAGCCGCGGGAGGAUGUCAGCAGCCGCGGCGGGGCUCGACAUGACUCGGCGCACUCGGAGUUCCCAGGACAGCCGGGGAACGGAGGGAGAAACAGCACCACCAACACCACCUCCACCGCGGCUGCUAAUGAGAUCUCCGUAGACUUUGACCAGACACAGGAGGCUUAUAAGAGCAAAGACUCAUUAGAGCUGCUCAGAAGUUUGGUGGUUUUCAAACUCUGCUCCUAUGACCUCCUGGUUGAUAAGAACAAAGAGAUAAUGGAUCUAGGUCAGAAGAUCCUGGGCCAGAGAACCUUCGACCAGUUCAUGAAGAUGACAUUUUAUGGCCAGUUUGUCGCCGGUGAGGACCACAAGGACAUCAAGCCGCUGAUCCAGAAGAAUCAGGCCUUCGGUGUCGGCUCUGUCCUGGACUACAGCGUGGAGGAAGACAUCAGCCAAGAGGAGGCCGAGCAGAAAGAGAUGGACUCAUGCGUAUCGGCUGCUGAGAAGGAGAGCAAAGGUGAGGACCACAGAGAGAAUAAAUAUAAAGCACACAAACAGUUCGGGGACCGUCGCGGAGGUGUGACGGGAGCUCGCACGUAUUUCUACGCGGAUGAGGCCAAAUGUGACCAGCAUAUGGAAACCUUCAUUAAAUGUAUCAAAGCAUCUGGUGGGAGUGCAAUGGACGGUUUCUCUGCCAUCAAAAUGACUGCUCUUGGACGGCCUCAGUUUCUGCUCCAGUUCUCAGAGGUCCUGGUGAAAUGGAGGCGAUUUUUCACCUUCCUGGCAUCACAGCAGGGGAAGGACGACGUGGAGGCCUUAGAGCAGAGGCUGGAGCUCAAACAGAUGCAGGAAUUCCUGACCAAGCUCGGUGCAAAAGGUGACUUCUACGGCUGGUUUACUGGAAGGGAAGAGGAGUCUUCAGGAACCAUUGACUUGCUCGACUGGAACAGCCUAAUAGAUGACAGGACAAAGAUAUCGGACCUGCUGGUUGUCCCAAAUGUAGAGCUAGGUGAGCUGGAGCCUCUGCUGGAGAAGUUCACUGAAGAGGAGGAGAAACAAAUGAAGAGGAUGUUACAGCGCAUGGACGUCUUAGCCAAGCACGCCGUCGAGAACGGUGUCCGCUUGAUGGUGGAUGCAGAGCAAACCUACUUCCAGCCAGCUAUCAGCAGACUCACAUUAGAGAUGCAGAGGAUCUACAACAAAGAAAAGCCUGUCAUCUUCAACACCUACCAGUGUUAUCUUAAGGAGGCCUACAACAACGUCACCAUGGAUGUGGAAUUGUCUCGACGUGAAGGUUGGGGUUUCGCUGCCAAGCUGGUGCGUGGGGCCUACAUGUAUCAGGAGCGAGAGAGGGCCAAAGACAUUGGUUAUGAGGACCCCAUUAACCCUGAUUAUGAGUCGACCAAUAUAAUGUACCACAGGUGUCUGGACUAUGUGCUGGAUGAGAUAGCGCUCAACAGAAAUGCCAACGUCAUGGUGGCUUCCCAUAAUGAGGACACAGUGAAACACACUUUGAGGAGAAUGAAUGAGCUGGGCCUCUUGCCCACAGAGAACAAGGUGUACUUCGGUCAACUACUGGGCAUGUGUGAUCAGAUCAGCUUCCCACUGGGCCAGGCAGGCUUCCCCGUCUAUAAGUACGUUCCCUACGGACCCGUGAAUGAGGUGAUGCCCUACCUGUCUCGGAGAGCCCAGGAGAACCGAGGCUUCAUGAAGGGUGCCCAGAAGGAGAGGGAGCUGCUGUGGAAGGAGCUGAAACGCAGACUUGCCUCUGGGGAGCUUCUCUACAGGCCGGUGUACUGAAAACACAGAAGAAGAGACAAAGAGUGUGUCAACGUGUCGAAUUUUUUAUUUUAUUUUUCAUCUUCUCUAGUUGACGGCUGGUGCUGUGGUUGUCUGUUCUGUCUCUCCCUCUGUACGACUCUCCCUGGAUGUUCAUCUCCUGUUCCACCCUGUCCUGGAGUUUUCAUGCUGACAGACUGUUUCGGCAUGUCGCUCUCUUAUUGUGUCUUUGCACUGUUGUUCUUCCCUCCGCUCUGUGAUGGU
Messenger RNA from Epinephelus moara (kelp grouper), 2230 nucleotides. RefSeq names its product proline dehydrogenase (oxidase) 1b (gene prodhb). NCBI's taxonomy places the organism in Eukaryota, Metazoa, Chordata, Actinopteri, Perciformes, Serranidae. The record is from RefSeq and is a predicted model, not a curated record. Gene Ontology annotation, molecular function: proline dehydrogenase activity; FAD binding. Gene Ontology annotation, cellular component: mitochondrion. The coding region runs from base 86 to 1987 and encodes 633 amino acids. The transcript has 14 exons.